Molecule: messenger RNA, 1408 nt
Organism: Trichobilharzia szidati
Lineage: Eukaryota; Metazoa; Platyhelminthes; Trematoda; Strigeidida; Schistosomatidae
Source: the annotation of a GenBank genome assembly
CCGCCCUCUUUGCUUCAACGGUAUAAUGCGAUAACUAAUAUCCUCGCUCAUGAGAUUGAGGUCAUCUGUCCGCAGUAGGAGUCAGCCCACUGAAUGCACGAAAGAUGUACAUGUUAGGUCAAGACCUCGUGUCAAAAGCGAUAUUUGUAAGGAGAAGACUGGUGGAAUCUUGAAAACCAAUACAUCGAAUUCCAAAGACUCCAUUCCAUUAACCAGCAAAAAUGAGUUGAUAAAAAAAUGUCAUACUAAGGGGAAACUGGACAGUAAAAUUCUCCCAUCUCAGGACCCGUAUCUUUUUAUGGAUGAUGAUGAAGAUAAAGAGAAUAUCGAUCCGAAUAGUCGCAAACAGACAAAUAAAAAGCGUGUUGCAAGAGCAAAAGUCGCUCAUUCAGUCAAACCUAGAUCAAGGAAGCUUUUAUCACCAACACGACCAACAGGACGUGUUAAUCAGAUCAUGCGUCAAGAAAUGAAGCAGUUGUAUUCUCCUGAGCCAAAGAAAUUGUCAUGCGUAAUGAAUCCUCAGGUUGCUCUAACCCUCAUAGACUUAAAUCGACGGAAUAAUCUUGAAAGCAGCUCUGCGAACUCUAACUCAACUCCUAAUGUUGAAAGUAAAAGUCUCCCAUCAAAUAUUACUGACAAAGUUGUUGUCGGUAGUGCUGUCAGCUCUUUGCAUGUUAUCAAUGGCGUUCCUGAUACUCCCGAACAUCAGAAUAAUGUUUCUGUACGUACUCCGGAGGUAUCUGUUCCAGUUAUCCUAAAACAAGCAUUGGAUAAUUUAAAGCCACAUAUUUCUUCAACACCAGCAACUUCUAGUGGAAUUGUCAUAUCACAUCCUGAGUUUGUUGUUACUCCAAUUAACUGUCCUGUGAAUAGCAAAAAUAUUGCUACAAAUGAUAAUAACUCUAAUCAAAUAACCGAUAAUCAAUCACAAAGCCAACCGAUAUCCACUUCAGAUACCUACACUAAUACGAGUGAAGAUAACUCUUCCUCUAAGGAUCGUAGCAAAGAAUCAACUUCAAGUAGUGGUCAACGACGUAAAAGGGAAUCAAAGAGUGAUAGGGAGAAAGCAUAUAAUUCAUGGUUAGACGAAUUCAACGCAGAACUUCAAAAGUAUGAAUCAUUUGAAUUAAGCAUAGAAAAGGAUACUACGACUUCGACAAAAGCUAAUCACUAAUUAGUAUUGUUAUUUUUUUAAUAUUAUUUUAUAUCAUUCCUCAUUCAUUUGGAUAUAUAUAUUCAUUACUUUUACCUCUAUAUACAUACUACUUUUUAUAACCCCACUGACUGUCUGAUUAAUAUAUACAUCCAUGCAUACGUGUACAUAUACAAUCUGUACUGAUUUUGUGUGCAUUUAUUUUCAUAAUAUGUAUAUCUUUGAUUAUAUCUAUUAUAAUUCAUAUACCUUAAA